UAUCAAAUUUUAACUUCAUAAUGUUUGUUAGGUACCAUUGCACCAAGAUAACUAUAAUUGACUUUUAAUGUUGGUAGGUUUUCUAUAAACAUUAUAAAAUUGAAACUUUCAACUAAAUCCACCUUGUCUUCCAAUUUCGAAGUUUCAUAUUCUUUGACCCAAUUUCCAUUUUGCAAUCUAUAAAACCAAAAAAAUAAUAAUAUUCCAGUAUGUUAUAAACUUUAUCACCUUUUCUUCUUGUUGUAAAGUCUAUGAAACUAAACUGUUUUAAUGCGUCUUUCACUAUGGAACCCAUUGUCCCACUGUGUUGCUUUGAUCUCCAACAACAGGAAGAUCCAAAACCAAAACGGGUCGGGUCAGGAUGAAUUCAGCAGAAACCCAUCGAGUAUCCGGGAACACAAGCUUAGAGAAGCUCUUGAUGAAGCAUCUGAAAAUGGGUCACUUGUUAAAUAUCAAGAAAUUGACCCGAAAAUCACACCCACCAAUCAUAGUAACACGUCAGCAAGACCUAGAGCUCAAAAUAUGUUCUUGAAAGCCACUUCUCUUGCUGCUGAUCACACAUUUGAAUUGGAAGACUCGAUCCCGGAUGUUGAUCAAUCGUUUGAAAAGUUUUUGAUCGUGUAUCCUGAUUAUAAGUCAACGGAAAAGAUUGACUUUUUGAGAUCAGAUGAAUAUUCACACCUGUCAGAUCAUCUUCCUAAGGUAUGUCUUGAUUAUUGUGGAUUUGGGUUAUUUUCAUUUCUCCAAACAGUUCACUAUUGGGAAUCAUGCACCUUCAAUCUAUCAGAAAUCACAGCAAAUCUAACCAAUCAUGCUCAUUCUGGUGGGGCCAUUAAAGGAACAAUGGAACAUGAUAUCAAGACUAGAAUUCUUGAUUACAUGAACAUCCCUGAGAAUGAAUACGAGCUUGUCUUCACUGUCAGCAGAGGCUCUGCAUUCAAACUGUUAGCUGAAUCAUACCCUUUUCACACCAACAAACAAUUGUUAACAAUGUUUGAUCAUGAAAGCCAAUCUGUUAACUGGAUGGCACAAUACGCUAAAGAAAAGGGUGCCAAGGUUCAAAACGCUUGGUUUAAAUGGCCAAGUUUACAAGUUUGUUCAACCGAUUUGCGACAACAGAUUACUGGAAAGAAGAGAAAGAAGAAGAGUUCGGGUUCGGGUGCGGGUGCGGGGCUGUUUGUUUUUCCGGUCCAGUCGAGAGUUACGGGUGCGAAAUAUUCGUACCAGUGGAUGUCAUUGGCUCAGCAAAACAAUUGGCAUGUGUUGCUGGAUGCGGGUGCAUUGGGGCCCAAAGAUAUGGAUUCGCUCGGGUUAUCGUUGUUUCGGCCCGAGUUUAUUAUAACGUCGUUUUAUAAAGUGUUUGGGUAUGACCCGAGUGGUUUCGGGUGUCUUCUUAUUAAGAAAUCAGUGAUAGGAAGUCUUCGAAACCAGCCGGGGCAUACCGGGUCCGGGAUUGUGAAGAUUAACCCGGUUUUUCCUUUGUAUCUUAGUGAUUCUGUUGGAGGAAGCCCGGGUUUGACCGGGAUGGGAGUUAAUGGGGUAUCCGAAAAUGGGGCGGGCCCUGGGAUGCCGGCGUUUUCUGGGGCCUACACUUCGGAUCAAGUAAGGGAAGUGUUCGAUACAGAGAUGGAGGAUGACAAAUAUUUCGGUUUUGAGGAGAAUGAGAGCUUUUCGGUUGAUGAUGUGCUGAAAAGUCCGGUGUUUAGUGAUGAGGAGUCACCGGAUAACUCGUUAUGGAUUGAUUUGGGUCGGAGUCCGGUGGGGUCUGAUAUUGUCGGUGAUUCGACCGCACCACAACCGCCCUUUUGGUUUACGAGCAGGAACAAAACCGAACACCCUUUGUCUCCGAAAGCAGGCUCAAAGAUCACCAAAAGCCCCGAGGUUAUGCCAGUUUCGCAGAAUUUGGAUCUAUCAAACCAUAACCAUGUUCAUGAGAUUGAAGAAGUAACCGAAACCGCUAACGAAAGAAGCUCAAAUUCAGAGAGUGCCAUACGUAGAGAGACCGAGGGCGAGUUCAGAUUGUUGGGAAGGAGAGAAGUUAAUUUCUUGGCUACAAAUUUUGAAGAUGAUGAUUAUGAAAGUGAGAAUGUGCAAGAAUCAAGCCGGGAAGAGCCAGAGAUAUCGUGUCGACAUCUUGAUCAUGUAAACAUGUUAGGACUCAACAAGACUACUAUCCGGUUACGGUUCUUGGUCAACUGGCUCGUGACCUCGCUGUUACAGUUAAGAAUCCGUUCAAAUGAUCAAGCCAGCACGCCACUUGUUCACAUAUACGGCCCCAAGAUCAAAUUCGAAAGGGGCGGAUCAGUGGCAUUCAACAUCCGAGACAAGAACAAGAGGGUAAUUAACCCUGAAAUUGUCCAGAAGUUAGCAGAAAGAAACGGGAUCUCUCUUGGUGUCGCGAUUUUAAGCCGUAUACGAAUGGAAGGAAAAGAGAGUGGGUUGAUUCGGGUUGAGGUAGUUACAUGUUCUUUGGGAUUUUUGACCAAUUUUAGUGAUGUGUAUAAACUAUGGGCAUUUGUUGCAAAGUUUAUGGAUCCAGGUUUCAUGAGUAGUGGACUUCCAACUGUUGUGGAAGAUGAAUAAUGGUUAGCUAGUUUUUUUAGGUGAUUUAAGAUGGUGGAAAUUACCAUCAAGUUUAUUAAUUUUUUGUUUAGUUAUAUAUAUAGAGAAUUGUUAUGUUCAUACUUGUUAUUUAAGAUAUUUGGACCUUAGUUAGUGUA
This is a messenger RNA of Helianthus annuus (common sunflower), 2720 nucleotides long. RefSeq lists its product as uncharacterized. Lineage: Eukaryota; Viridiplantae; Streptophyta; Magnoliopsida; Asterales; Asteraceae. The coding region runs from base 271 to 2583 and encodes 770 amino acids. The transcript has 2 exons. The record is from RefSeq and is a predicted model, not a curated record.